This is a messenger RNA of Zingiber officinale, 1637 nucleotides long. RefSeq names its product UDP-N-acetylglucosamine--dolichyl-phosphate N-acetylglucosaminephosphotransferase-like. NCBI's taxonomy places the organism in Eukaryota, Viridiplantae, Streptophyta, Magnoliopsida, Zingiberales, Zingiberaceae. The record is from RefSeq and is a predicted model, not a curated record. Gene Ontology annotation, biological process: protein N-linked glycosylation; dolichol-linked oligosaccharide biosynthetic process. Bases 88 to 1350 code for a protein of 420 amino acids. Gene Ontology annotation, molecular function: UDP-N-acetylglucosamine-dolichyl-phosphate N-acetylglucosaminephosphotransferase activity. The transcript is spliced from 11 exons. Gene Ontology annotation, cellular component: membrane.
GGACAUCUUUCUCUCACUUCUUCCUUAUUCGUUCCGUUCGCCCUUCCCUUCGGCUUCCCGACGAGUCGACGACCCACCGCUGCCGCCAUGGCGACUCGCCGGAAGCCCUCCUCAAAAACUGUAGACGUCCGGCCGCCGAUCUCGGCUAAGGAAAACAAACCGCUGCCUGUGGAAGACCCGCCCCUGGCUCCGCCGAAACUUGGCAUCAUCGUCCCAACCGCCGCCGCGUUUUUCCUCCCAUUCUUUUACCUCGUCUUCGUGCACUACCAGAUCGAGCCCGAAUUGCGUAGAUCCAUCUCCAUAAGUGCCGCCAUGAGCUUCGGCGCCUUCGUCGUGGCGCUGCGAAUGAUCCCCGUGGCGGCACGCUACGUGCUGCGCCGAAAUCUCUUCGGGUUUGACAUCAAUAAGAAGGGGACUCAGCAGGGAGCCAUCAAAGUGCCUGAAUCUUUGGGCAUCGUUAUUGGAUUUGUCUACUUGGUUGUUGCUAUAUUGUUUCAGCAUUUCAACUUCACAUCAGACUCCAAUUGGCUUGUUGAAUAUAAUGCAGCACUGGCUUCUAUCUGCUUCAUGAUUCUUCUGGGAUUUGUGGAUGAUGUUCUUGACCUCCCUUGGAGAGUAAAAUUGGUGCUACCCUCAUUUGCAACUCUUCCCUUGUUAAUGGCAUAUGCUGGGCAUACUACCAUCAUCAUACCAAAGCCACUUAUUCAAUAUGUUGGAGUAGCUGUUCUUGAUUUAGGUUGGAUUUACAAGCUAUAUAUGGGCAUGCUGGCAGUCUUUUGCACAAACUCCAUUAACAUCCAUGCUGGUUUAAAUGGCCUGGAAGCUGGGCAGACUGUUGUAAUUUCUGCUGCAGUCUUAAUCCAUAAUGUGAUGCAAAUUGGUGCAUCCACAAACUCGGAAUAUCAACAGGCUCAUGCAUUUUCUAUUUAUCUUGUCCUUCCCUUGCUGGCUACUUCAUUGGCUCUACUUUCGUAUAACUGGUAUCCUUCAUCAGUCUUUGUUGGUGAUACGUACACCUACUUUGCUGGAAUGGCUUUGGCUGUAGUUGGAAUUCUUGGCCAUUUCAGUGAGACACUCCUGCUCUUCUUCUUGCCUCAAGUUUUGAAUUUCCUGUACUCCUGUCCUCAGCUUUUUAAGAUAAUUCCUUGUCCAAGGCAUCGCCUACCAAAAUUUGAUCUUCAAACAGGACUGUUGACCGGGACAAAGGAUGGGACCCUGGUCAACCUGUUCCUCAGAUUGUUCGGCCGGUGCACCGAAAAGAUGCUAUGCAUUAGACUUCUUAUUUUCCAGGCUUUGUCAUGCCUUUUCUGUUUCUGGCUGAGGCAUUUUCUUGCUGGAUGGUACAAAUGAGAUUAGAACACCGAACUUGGAAAAUUUACAGUUGUUUACUCACAUCUCGGCGGGUAGAUUCCUCGAGGCAACUUUUUUUGAAACUCAUAAAUUAUAUGUUGUUCUGGGCUGAGGAAGAUGAUAAGAUUUCUGGUUGGUACUUCACUUACCCGUGUAAAAAAAAAAUUAAUAUUGACUGUAUUCAAGUUGAAUAGAAUCAUUCGACUUUACUUUUGUAAGAUUUUGUGCACUUGUCAAAUGUUGUCUGAAUUAGAAGAUUCAUCAAUAAAAUUUCUGGUUUUCUGAAA